AUGUUGUCAAAUGAUAACUUCUUCACAAUAACUGAUUUGAGGAAUUCCACCACCUACACCAUUUCUGCUGUGGCAGUGAAUGCCAAACAUGAAUAUUCCAUUGUAGCACGAGCGCAAGAAUUCACGACUUUAGAACAGGAUUAUACGCCUGGCGUGGUGCGUGAAAUGAAUUUGAAACGGUUUUUGGCGGAUGAAACGAGUGAAAUGCAUCUAAUGGCGGAAAUUACUUGGAAGCCACCAGAAGACCAAACAUGCCACUAUAUUAUACUCUACUUCGAUGAGAAUCAAGGAUCUGACAUGAUGCCCAUGGAAAUACGUAAUCCACGUUACUUAUACACGUAUACUUUGGAGAAUUUAACUUUUUCGGCCGUCUACAAGGUUGGCAUACGCGCCAAAAAUACGAACAAUUCCGUCAAAGAGAGUAAAAUGGUUUGGUUCAACAUACAGGCCCCAUCCUGUGCGGAAUGGUACAAAUACAAUUUCAGCAUUUGCCCGCCUUUUACACCUAAAGGAUUGAAAGUAAAUCGCAAAUAUAUACGGGAAAAUACAUACGCGUUAAAUAUAACUUGGCAAAGAGCUGAAUAUCCGCUGAGCUACUAUAUGAUAAUGGUCGUGGAUCAUAUAGAUGGUGGCCGAGAUUAUACUUUCAAUGUUGAUAAGGACGCCUGUAUGUAUUUCAUACCGGAAGUAGAACUGAACGGUACACUGUUUGAUGUGCAUUUGGUCGCCUUCACGCCUGGUGGCAAUGCAAGCGCUGUCCUACAAGAAGCCAAUAGCCGCACGGUGCUGCUGCCAGGUAAAAUAAACAACUAA
This is a messenger RNA of Rhagoletis pomonella (apple maggot), 813 nucleotides long. Its product is annotated as tyrosine-protein kinase receptor torso-like. Lineage: Eukaryota; Metazoa; Arthropoda; Insecta; Diptera; Tephritidae. Bases 1 to 813 code for a protein of 270 amino acids. The transcript is spliced from 6 exons. Gene Ontology annotation, molecular function: protein binding. The record is from RefSeq and is a predicted model, not a curated record.